Molecule: messenger RNA, 5732 nt
Organism: Eurypyga helias (sunbittern)
Lineage: Eukaryota; Metazoa; Chordata; Aves; Eurypygiformes; Eurypygidae
Product: voltage-dependent R-type calcium channel subunit alpha-1E-like
Biological process (GO): calcium ion import across plasma membrane; chemical synaptic transmission
Cellular component (GO): neuronal cell body; membrane; voltage-gated calcium channel complex
Molecular function (GO): high voltage-gated calcium channel activity; calcium ion binding
Source: RefSeq, a predicted model, not a curated record
CACCAAGGUGGGCCUUGCCCUCCUGCCUGGGAGCAGCUGGAGGCGGAAGCUGGGCUGCGUGUUCCGACGAGAAAAGCGGUGGUGGUGGCUAGCGGCCUUCGAGUACAUGAUCCUGGCAACCAUCAUUGCCAACUGCAUCGUGCUGGCCCUCGAGCAGCACCUCCCUGAGGAUGACAAGACACCCAUGUCCCGGAGAUUAGAGAAGACGGAGCCCUACUUCAUUGGGAUUUUCUGCUUCGAGGCUGGGAUUAAGAUCGUGGCUCUGGGGUUCGUGUUCCACAAGGGCUCGUACCUGCGCAACGGCUGGAACGUCAUGGACUUCAUUGUGGUCCUCAGCGGCAUCCUCGCCACUGCUGGGACACACUUCAACACCCACGUGGACUUGCGGACGCUGCGGGCCGUGCGCGUGCUCAGACCUCUGAAGCUCGUCUCAGGCAUUCCUAGCUUACAGAUUGUGCUGAAAUCCAUCAUGAAGGCCAUGGUGCCUCUCCUCCAGAUCGGCUUGCUGCUCUUUUUCGCUAUCCUCAUGUUUGCCAUCAUCGGCCUGGAGUUCUACAGCGGGAAGCUGCACCGAGCCUGCUACACAAACAAUUCAGGUGAACUAGAGGAGCUGGACCCCCCCCAUCCAUGUGGGGUGCAGGGUUGCCCCUCAGGUUACGAAUGCCGGGAGUGGAUCGGUCCCAACGACGGGAUCACGCAGUUCGACAACAUCCUCUUUGCUGUGUUGACCGUCUUCCAGUGCAUCACCAUGGAAGGGUGGACCACAGUCCUGUACAAUACCAAUGAUGCCUUAGGAGCCACCUGGAACUGGCUGUACUUCAUCCCCCUCAUCAUCAUUGGAUCCUUUUUCGUCCUCAACCUUGUCCUGGGAGUGCUGUCGGGGGAGUUUGCCAAAGAGCGCGAGCGAGUGGAGAACCGCCGAGCCUUCAUGAAGCUGCGACGCCAGCAGCAGAUCGAGAGGGAGCUCAAUGGAUACCGGGCCUGGAUAGACAAAGCGGAGGAAGUCAUGCUGGCUGAAGAGAACAAAAACGCUGGGACCUCAGCCUUAGAAGUGCUCAGGCGGGCCACUAUCAAAAGGAACCGGACAGACACCAUGAACCGUGACUCAAGCGAUGAGCACUGUGUUGAUAUCUCCUCCGUAGGUAACCCCUUGAGUCACUCCGGUCUCAAAGGCGCCAGAGUGGACGGCGCCUCCUACUUACGGCACAAGGAGCGACUCCUGCGCAUCUCCGUUCGUCACAUGGUGAAAUCCCAGGUCUUCUACUGGAUCGUCUUGAGCCUGGUGGCACUCAACACUGCCUGCGUGGCCAUCGUCCAUCACAACCAGCCAGCAUGGCUCACCCACUUCCUCUACUAUGCAGAGUUCCUGUUUCUUGGACUCUUCCUCCUGGAGAUGUCCUUAAAGAUGUACGGGAUGGGGCCACGCCUCUACUUCCAUUCUUCCUUCAACUGCUUUGACUGUGGGGUCACAGUGGGAAGCAUCUUUGAAGUGGUUUGGGCUAUCUUCAGACCAGGAACCUCUUUUGGGAUCAGUGUCCUACGAGCCCUUCGUCUCCUGCGAAUAUUUAAAAUAACCAAGUACUGGGCAUCCCUGAGGAAUUUGGUGGUCUCGCUGAUGAGCUCCAUGAAGUCUAUUAUCAGUCUGCUCUUCCUCCUCUUUCUCUUCAUUGUAGUCUUUGCCCUGCUGGGAAUGCAACUGUUUGGAGGCAGGUUUAACUUCAUUGAUGGCACGCCAUCGGCCAACUUCGACACUUUCCCCGCAGCCAUCAUGACAGUGUUCCAGAUCCUGACGGGCGAGGACUGGAAUGAGGUGAUGUACAAUGGCAUCCGCUCCCAGGGAGGCGUUCGCUCGGGCAUGUGGUCCUCCAUCUAUUUCAUCGUCCUGACCUUGUUUGGAAACUAUACUCUGCUGAACGUGUUCUUGGCCAUCGCAGUGGACAACCUGGCCAACGCUCAGGAGCUCACCAAGGAUGAGCAGGAGGAAGAGGAGGCCUUUAACCAGAAGCACGCCCUUCAGAAAGCCAAAGAAGUCAGCCCCAUGUCUGCCCCAAACAUGCCUGCUAUCGAAAGAGACAGGCGAAGGAGACACCACAUGUCGAUGUGGGAGCCACGCAGCAGCCACCUGCGGGAGCGUCGCCGGAGGCACCACAUGUGGGUUUGGGAGCAGCGCCCCAGCCAGCUGCGCCGGCACAUGCAGAUGUCCAGCCAGGAGGGCAUCAACAAGGAUGAGCCGCCCCUCAUCAACCCCCACGCCAGUAUCUUCCGCAGGAAGAAACCGGGGGACGGUGUCGCCCUGGAGAAAUGCGCCGAGGAACAGGGCGCACAGGAGCCUGGCCGGGGGAAGACAGGCAGCCUGACGGAGCAGGACUGCAGCAGCCCGGACACCAGUGAGCAAGCACUGCUGGAGGCCAGCCGCACUGUCAGCCGGAGCGAGCCUGACCUCUCCUCCAUCACCCCCAACACCGAGAAGGCCACGGAGAGCACCACCAUCAUGAUCGAUGUCCACGACUCCGCUGUGGUACAGAUUAGCAACAAGACAGACGGCGAAGCCAGCCCCUUAAAGGAGGCUGAGACCAAAGAGGAUGAGGAGGAGAUGGAAAAGAAGAAGCGGAAGAAGGAGAAAAGCGAGACGGGCAAAGCGAUGGUGCCGCACAGCUCCAUGUUCAUCUUCAGCACCACCAACCCGGUGCGGAGGGCUUGCCACUACAUCGUGAACCUGCGCUACUUCGAGAUGUGCAUCCUCCUGGUGAUCGCCGCCAGCAGCAUCGCCCUCGCGGCAGAGGAUCCCGUCCUCACCAAUUCCGACCGCAACAAAGUCCUGAGGUAUUUUGACUACGUCUUCACCGGCGUCUUCACCUUCGAGAUGGUUAUCAAGAUGAUUGAUCAGGGCUUGAUCCUGCAGGACGGCUCCUAUUUCCGAGACCUUUGGAACAUCCUGGAUUUCAUCGUCGUGGUGGGAGCGCUGGUGGCUUUUGCCUUGGCGAAUGCUUUGGGGACCAACAAGGGCCGGGAUAUCAAGACCAUCAAGUCUCUCCGUGUGCUCCGCGUCUUGAGGCCCCUGAAAACCAUCAAGCGACUGCCCAAGCUGAAGGCUGUCUUCGACUGCGUUGUGACAUCCCUCAAGAACGUCUUCAACAUCCUCAUCGUCUACAAGCUCUUCAUGUUCAUCUUCGCUGUCAUCGCCGUCCAGCUCUUCAAGGGGAAGUUUUUCUACUGCACUGACAGCUCUAAGGACACGGAGAAGGACUGCAUAGGGAACUAUGUGGACCACGAGAAGAACAAGAUGGAGGUGAAGUGCCGGGAGUGGAAACGCCAUGAAUUUCACUACGACAAUAUCAUCUGGGCUUUGCUCACCCUUUUCACAGUCUCCACCGGCGAGGGUUGGCCCCAGGUGCUGCAGCAUUCGGUGGAUGUGACGGAGGAGGACCGCGGGCCCAGCCGCAGCAACCGCAUGGAGAUGUCCAUUUUUUAUGUUGUCUAUUUUGUGGUCUUCCCUUUCUUCUUUGUCAACAUUUUCGUGGCCCUCAUCAUCAUUACGUUCCAAGAGCAAGGAGACAAAAUGAUGGAGGAAUGCAGUCUGGAGAAGAACGAGAGAGCCUGUAUUGACUUUGCCAUCAGUGCCAAGCCCCUCACGCGGUACAUGCCCCAGAACCGGCACACCUUUCAGUACCGGGUCUGGCACUUUGUGGUCUCCCCAUCCUUCGAGUACACCAUCAUGGCCAUGAUAGCGUUGAACACUGUGGUGCUGAUGAUGAAGUACUACUCUGCUCCGUACACCUAUGAGCUGGCCCUGAAGUACCUGAACAUCGCAUUCACCAUGGUGUUCUCCUUGGAGUGUGUCCUCAAGAUCAUUGCUUUUGGUUUCCUGAACUAUUUCCGGGACACCUGGAACAUCUUUGACUUCAUCACCGUCAUCGGCAGCAUUACGGAGAUCAUCCUGACGGACACCAAGCUGGUGAACACCAGCAGCUUCAACAUGAGCUUCCUGAAGCUUUUCCGGGCUGCUCGGCUCAUCAAGCUGCUGCGCCAGGGUUACACCAUCCGCAUCCUGCUCUGGACGUUCGUGCAGUCCUUCAAGGCUCUCCCCUACGUCUGCCUCUUGAUCGCCAUGCUUUUCUUCAUCUACGCAAUCAUUGGGAUGCAGGUUUUUGGCAACAUCAAACUAGAUGAGGAAAGCCACAUUAACCGGCACAACAACUUCCGCAGCUUCCUGGGCUCCCUUAUGCUCCUCUUCAGGAGUGCAACGGGAGAGGCAUGGCAGGAGAUCAUGCUGUCCUGCUUGGAGGGCAAAGGAUGCGAGCCGGACACAACAGCGACGUCCGGGCAGAAUGAGAACGAGCGCUGUGGCACUGACCUGGCCUACGUUUACUUCGUCUCCUUUAUCUUCUUCUGCUCUUUCCUGAUGCUCAACCUGUUCGUGGCAGUCAUCAUGGACAAUUUUGAGUACCUGACUCGGGAUUCCUCCAUCCUGGGGCCUCACCACCUAGAUGAGUUUGUCCGGAUCUGGGCAGAGUAUGACAGAGCAGCGUGUGGCCGAAUCCAUUACACUGAGAUGUAUGAAAUGCUGACUCUUAUGUCACCACCGCUAGGCCUCGGCAAGAGAUGUCCUUCCAAAGUGGCCUAUAAGAGACUGGUGCUGAUGAACAUGCCCGUGGCCGAGGACAUGACGGUCCAUUUUACCUCCACCUUGAUGGCGCUGAUACGCACGGCCUUGGACAUCAAAAUUGCCAAAGGUGGUGCAGACUGGCAGCAGUUAGACUCCGAGCUUCAAAAGGAGAUCCUGACCAUUUGGCCUCACCUGUCCCAGAAGAUGCUUGACCUGUUGGUACCCAUGCCAAAAACCUCUGACCUGACUGUUGGAAAAAUAUAUGCAGCCAUGAUGAUCAUGGAUUACUACAAGCAGAGCAAAGCGAAGAAGCAGCGGCAGCAGCUGGAGGAGCAGAAAAAUGCCCCCAUGUUCCAGCGCAUGGAGCCGUCCUCUUUGCCCCAGGAAAUAAUCUCGAAUGCGAAGGCUCUGCCUUACCUCCAGCAGGACACCCUGUCGGGCCUGAGCAGCCGAAGCGGGUUCCCUUCGCUGAGCCCGCUCUCACCACAGGAGAUCUUCCAGCUGGCGUGCAUGGAUCCGGCCCACGGGCAGUUCCAGGAGCACCAGUCUCUGGAGCCAGAGGUUAGGGAGUUUCAAAGAGUGCAGCCCUCUAACCGUGGCAGCUACCUUCCCGUGGACACUCAGGACCACGCUGUCUCUGGGAGGGCCUCCUCCAUGCCUCGUCUCACUGUGGAUCCCCAGGUGGUGACCGACACCAGCUCGAUGCGGCGGUCCUUUUCCACCAUCCGGGACAAGCGCACCAACAGCUCCUGGCUGGAUGAGUUCUCCAUGGAACGCAGCAGCGAGCGACAGCGCGACCGCUCCCGGCGGCGCAGCUUCCACUCCUCGCUCCAGCUUUCGGCCCGCCGUCUCAACGCCGACUCAGGCCACCGGUCCGAUGGGCAUCGCUCAGGCGGCAGGGAGCGGGGACGAUCCAAAGAGCGCAAGCACUUGCUGUCCCCCGAUAUCUCCCGCUGCAACUCGGAGGAGAGGAGUCCCCAGGCGCACGAUGAGUCGCCGGAGCGGCGGCGCGAGUCCCGGUCACCCAGCGAGGGCAGGUCACAGACACCCAACAGGCAGGGAACGGGCUCCCUGAGCGAAAGCUCCAUCCCCUCCAUCUCGGACACCAGCACCCCCCGGCGAGGCC